Phacochoerus africanus (Common warthog) is the source of this 3977-nucleotide messenger RNA. RefSeq names its product glyoxylate reductase 1 homolog (gene GLYR1). The coding region runs from base 98 to 1888 and encodes 596 amino acids. The transcript is spliced from 17 exons. Gene Ontology annotation, molecular function: oxidoreductase activity, acting on the CH-OH group of donors, NAD or NADP as acceptor; NAD binding; NADP binding. Lineage: Eukaryota; Metazoa; Chordata; Mammalia; Artiodactyla; Suidae. The record is from RefSeq and is a predicted model, not a curated record.
CAGCCCCCGUCACGUGACCGGGCUCACUCCAAUGGGCGGCACCGGGACGACCUGAUGUUCCCGGCUGCCCGUGCGCCGGCGGUGGUUGGGUGGUAAGAUGGCGACUGUGAGUCUGCGGCUCGGCGAUUUGGUGUGGGGGAAACUCGGCCGGUAUCCUCCUUGGCCGGGAAAGAUUGUUAACCCACCCAAGGACUUAAAGAAACCACGUGGAAAGAAAUGCUUCUUUGUAAAGUUUUUUGGAACAGAAGAUCAUGCCUGGAUCAAAGUGGAACAGCUAAAGCCGUAUCAUGCCCAUAAGGAGGAGAUGAUCAAGAUUAACAAGGGAAAACGAUUCCAGCAAGCCGUGGACGCCGUAGAGGAGUUCCUCAGGAGAGCCAAAGGGAAAGACCAGACAUCAUCCCACACUUCUGCUGAUGACAAGAAUCGGCGUAAUUCCAGUGAGGAGAGAAGUAGGCCCAACUCAGGUGAUGAGAAGCGCAAGCUUAGCCUGUCUGAAGGGAAGGUGAAGAAGAACAUGGGAGAAGGAAAGAAGAGGGUGUCUUCAGGCUCCUCAGAGAGAGGCUCCAAGUCCCCUCUGAAAAGAGCCCAAGAGCAGAGUCCCCGGAAGCGGGGUCGGCCCCCAAAGGAUGAGAAGGAUCUCACCAUCCCUGAGUCUAGUACUGUGAAGGGGGUGAUGGCUGGACCUAUGGCUGCGUUCAAAUGGCAGCCGACCGUCAGCGAGCCAGUUAAAGACGCAGACCCUCAUUUCCAUCACUUCCUGCUCAGCCAAACCGAGAAGCCAGCUGUCUGUUACCAGGCAAUCACAAAGAAGUUGAAAAUAUGUGAAGAGGAGACGGGGUCCACCUCCAUCCAGGCAGCAGACAGCACGGCUGUGAAUGGCAGCAUCACACCCACAGACAAAAAGUCUGGAGCGGACACAUUCCCAGAGGAGCUGCUGCGGCUGCUCGUCAGGAGACCGCGCUUUGAGAACCACUGGUUUAGUAGGCCCGUGAUGAAAACCCCUGACCUUGGCCCUGGUGGGGGCAGCUGGGGGAUAGGAUUUUUGGGUCUUGGCCUCAUGGGAAGUGGCAUUGUCUCCAACUUGUUGAAAAUGGGUCACACAGUGACUGUCUGGAACAGGACCGCAGAGAAAUGUGAUUUGUUCAUCCAGGAGGGGGCCCGCCUAGGAAGAACCCCCGCUGAAGUCGUUUCAACUUGUGACAUCACCUUUGCCUGUGUGUCGGAUCCGAAGGCAGCGAAGGACCUGGUGCUGGGCCCCAGUGGUGUGCUGCAAGGGAUCCGCCCUGGGAAGUGCUACGUGGACAUGUCAACAGUGGAUGCUGACACGGUCACCGAGUUGGCCCAGGUGAUUGUGUCCAGGGGGGGCCGCUUUCUGGAAGCCCCGGUCUCAGGGAAUCAGCAGCUUUCUAAUGAUGGGAUGUUGGUGAUCUUAGCGGCCGGAGACAGGGGCUUGUAUGAGGACUGCAGCAGCUGCUUCCAGGCAAUGGGGAAGACCUCCUUCUUUCUAGGUGAGGUCGGCAACGCAGCCAAGAUGAUGCUCAUUGUGAACAUGGUCCAGGGCAGCUUCAUGGCCACCAUCGCUGAAGGGCUCACCCUGGCCCAAGUGACCGGCCAGUCCCAGCAGACACUUUUAGACAUCCUCAAUCAGGGACAGUUGGCCAGCAUCUUCCUGGACCAGAAGUGCCAAAAUAUCCUGCAAGGAAACUUUAAGCCUGAUUUCUACCUGAAAUACAUCCAGAAGGAUCUCCGCUUAGCCAUUGCCCUGGGUGAUGCCGUCAACCAUCCGACUCCUAUGGCAGCUGCAGCCAAUGAGGUGUACAAAAGAGCCAAGGCACUGGACCAGUCUGACAAUGACAUGUCCGCCGUGUACCGAGCCUACAUACACUAAGCCCUUGACCCCAGCCCACCCCCAUCUUCCCCCUGACGCCCUCUUCCUCACAUGGGGUUGGGGUCCUGGGACUUAAUUCUGGACCAGUCCACCUGUCUCCAUCUCCUUUUAUACAGACUCUGAGACUUGCCAUCAGCACAGCACACAGCAUCGCUCCUCUCCUGAAGGUCUUGGAGAGGGGAGGGUGUCGUCAGGAUUGGCCUGUGGGAAAGCUCUUGAGCUGGGCACUGGCCCUGGACUAGGUGGCUGUGUGUUCACACACACACACACACACACACACACACACACACACCAACACACCACACCACAUACUGGCUCUUGCCCCAGGAUAGAAGCUGCCCAGAAGCUGCUGCCUGGCUUUUUUUUUUUUUUUACUUCUUCCAAGCUGUCUUAUCUCAGACCCCUUCCAGUCGAGGAACUAGAAUCAGCAGGGAGAGCUAGAAGCUUUCCUACUGCUUCCCUCAGAGCAAAGAGGCAAUGGUUCUCUCCACCGUCCCCCACUGGAUCCCACGCAGAGGGAGAAGCUCUGGGCCAAGAUGAGCCAACACAGACUCUAAACAGAGAGUCCCACGGGCCCUCCAACCUCAGGUGACCAGCUGAUGAGGAUUGCCAUGUUUAAGCUACCGGUGCGCAACCAGCUCUCCAUAAAUGCCUUUGUGAGCUGAAGAGAGAUUGGCAGAGUCAAAGCAAAGACAGGGCUCUGGCUUUCCAGGGAAAGCAGCAAACAGCCAGCCCCUAGAUGAGCCUCAGAGAAGCCUGCUCUCCUCGCUGCUCUUCAGCACCUGUCCCAGAAGCCACCGCCACUGUGGAUCCCUGGGCUGGGAUCAGACUUGCUCUGGUGUAGAGGCGCUCUUCCCACACCAAGCUGUUGUAGUGUUUGGAUUUGCAUUCCAGCCCUUGGGAAGGGGUCCUGAGGGCCACCACUAAGGAGUUGGGGUGGGGGGGGGGUUCCUUCCUGUUUCCGUUAUGCCACAGCCCCUUCACCUGGUUCUAAAGAGCCACUCUGACCCAGGUCCCCUCCCAGCAGUCCCACCUUCUCCAACCUGUCCCUGCACAGGUCCCUUGCGUGCUCAGCUCCUCCCUUCCCCCUUUUCCUCCUAUGGAGACAGUAUUUCUUUCUGUUCCUUCUUUGGCCCAGACCCAGUCUGACUAACGAUGACCAUUUCUUAGGCUCAGCUCUUGAAACAGGACUAAUUGUCUUCACUUCAGCCAGCAGCACCGUCUUCGGUGUUUCCGGGGCCCGGGGACUGUUGGGAGGAAAGCGGAGAACCAGGCCUGACCAGACCUGAGUUAACUAACCCUCAGAGGUGGAUCUAAGACAUCCUCAAGACCCGAGCCAUUUCUCCUGGGAUAGGGGACCAGAGGGGCUUGGAACGUGGCAUAAGAAAAAGGAGAAGUCACCGAAAGGAUGUCAGUGUUUCUCCCUCAGCACAGGUUGGGUUUUCCAAAGUCACACGUUAGAGGGUCAGCAUUUACAGUGAAUAUGUAAUAAAUACGAGGCGGCCAUGCUGGUCUGGGCCCCUCUGCUUUACAGCCUUGUUCCUUUUCAGCCCAUCGAAACCCAGGUUAGGGGGUCUCAGAAAAUGGGAGCAGGGGAGAUCCCUGUGGUUUUUGGCACAGUUGUUAAUUUCACUGGGAUUUUGAAUUCUUUUCUGUCUGAACACAAAGCCUGUUCUAGUCCUAGCCGGACACUGGGGGGUGGGGGUGGGGGAGGAUGCUGUAAUGAAACUGGUUAGUGUUGUCUUAAUAUUGUUGACAAUUCUGUAAAGUUCCUUUUUAUGAAUAUUUCUGUUUAAGCUAUUCACCUUUGUUUUGAAAUCCUUCCCUUUUAAGGAGAAAAUGUGACACUUGUGAAAAAGCUUGUAAGAAAGCCCCUCUUCCACAACCCCAUUUUUUUUUCUUUUAAAUCUCCUUUAAAUGACAAAUCUAGGUAAUUAAGGUUGUGAAUUUUUAUUUUUUUGCUUUGUUUUUAAUGAACAUUUGUCUUUCAGAAUAGGACUGUGUGAUGUUUAAAUGGCAAAAACAAAACAUGAUUUUGUGCAAUUAACAAAAGGCUACUGCAAACAAAAUAAAACGUUUCUUGAUAACA